Molecule: messenger RNA, 2297 nt
Organism: Archocentrus centrarchus (flier cichlid)
Lineage: Eukaryota; Metazoa; Chordata; Actinopteri; Cichliformes; Cichlidae
Exons: 10
Coding region: 55-2004 (649 amino acids)
Molecular function (GO): ubiquitin-protein transferase activity
Source: RefSeq, a predicted model, not a curated record
AAUAUAUUGAAUGAUCUCUGACCGGAAGCUUCUGCGCCAUCUAGUGUUUUCAUUAUGCAAAGCAGUAAUGUCGCCACAAGAGGUGGCACUAUGAGUCAGUCUGCACGGAAUUUAGUAGCAGAAAUUAUAAAUAACGGGGAGCUAAUUAACACCCUGGCAAAUGCAUGUACUGGCCAACCUAAUACUGGCAGCAGUGUUCCGAAUCGUAGUACUGAUGAAGAAAUUUAUUCACUGUUUCAUCGUGGAAGACCAAAUGCAAUGAACCUCUCUGGCCAGACAGCUCCUGCGUUUCAAGCUAACAUUACGAACAACAUGCCUUCCACAUCCACAUCUCAGGCACCCUCUACAACAGCAGGCCCUGUCUACAAUCUUCGCCCUUUCACUCGAAAGGGCCCAAGACAGAAGAGGUUUCCAGUCCAAUUAGACAGUCUACAUUCUGUGGCUCAGUCUUUCUCCAAAGAGGUGAUUCUCUUGCCAGACCAUGCAACUACACAUGUGCCACGGCGUAACAGAAAAGCUUGGCUUUUUGAAAAUGGACAUAUAAAAUCUGCACUGGAGUUUUGCUGUGACUGGGACUCAGACAAAGUUGUACAAGCAAUAAGGGCUGCCUUCCAACCAGUUGUGGAAGGAUGCAGGCUACAAAUCUUGCUGCCAUGCCAUACCAAACUAGUUGAGCCAUCACUUACUUCCAAACAGACUUUGAAUGGACACCUUUUGAAAAAACUGUUUCAUCAAAAGUCUGUUUAUGUCAGACCUGACAAGGUCAUUUUAAGUGAGGACAAAGAAUCUCCAAAUUCUGAUGAAGAGAGUACAAGCGGGCAUGAUUUUACAGAAACAUCGGACUCUGACAAAUGUGCUGAAAGACACACUGUUAAGACACAGUCCAUGUCUGGUGAUGAUGUUAUCUGGUGUGGUGCUACGCAAGAUAUUUGUACUGUUGACCCUUCCAUCUCUGCCGACACUCUCACAAUGUCCACUGAUCCUGCUGUUGUCACUUUUGAUGAGAAUGAGCCUUUCUUUAGUGGAACAUCUGUCAUUGCCAGUGGCAACUCACAUGGCUUCUCAGUUGGUUCCUCUGCCAAUGUUACUGGUGACACACAUGUCUUCUCUGCUAACAACACCUCCAGUGUGUCUAAUGCUCCCACCCAACCCAGUUUAUCCAGCACAUCCUACAGUACAUAUCUUGGCCUGUUUGAGGAAGAAUACCUGUCUGAUGACCCUGACCUCCAAGAAGCCAUUUCAAGGUCUCUAGAUUCAAGUGCAAUUGAGAGUGACCUACCGAUGAGCUUAGAGAGUAUCAUGGCGCAGAUUGUCUCUAGAGUAAAUAAUGACAGCACUGUACGCUUCAAUAUCAUAAGACGAAAUGUGUGGGAUGGAGCAUCCAGAGCCAUGGGCAGAUCCAAUUUUUCACCUGAGAAGAAGAUAGAUGUCAAGUUUACUGAUGACUAUGGAAUAUCUGAGGGUGCUGUUGACAAUGGAGGACCUACUCGGGAGUUCUUCCGACUUUGCCUUGAUGAAGUCAAGGACAAAAUUGGCAUUUUUGAAGGUCCACCUAAUGCUAAAGUCCUUACGUGCAAUUCCAAAGCAAUGAAAGACAAUGGAUACUUCUGCGCUGGCCAGAUCAUGGCAAUGUCAAUUGCCCAUGGAGGACAGAGUCCAUGUUUCUUAUCUGAACUCUUGUAUGAGUGUCUUCAAAAGGGUCCAGACAACAUCAAAGUCAACACUGACCAUAUUACUGAUGAAGAAACAAGGUCACAGGUGCAAUCGAUCUUAGAAGCUGACACAAAAUCACAACUGCAGGUUGCAGUUGCACAGGCAGGCAGCUUGAUCAGUCUUGCUGGUCACAAUGUUUGCAUAACACUGGAAAACAAACAAGAAACUGCUUUGGAUUUGGCUCACUGGUAUGUCCUCCAGCGAACCCGUGCACCUUUUGAAAGGUUGUACCCCACCUUUUGCCCUAUGGUAGCUGGGAUAGGCUUCAGCCCCCAGCAACCCUCAGUUUGAUAAGUGGAAGAAGAUGGAUGGAUGUUCAUUUUAUCCUUUCUUUUAACCUGUUCAGUAUUAUCCUAACAUAUCUUCGUUCAGUGAUGCAGGUCUGUACAGUAAUAGUAUUAACAUUUGAGUUAAAGCCACAAGUAAAAACAGUCUCACACUGGUACAGGUCUUAACAGAACAGAAAGUGUAAAUAUAUAUUCAUGUAUAUGACCUUGUAUAUCUUUAAAGCUCAUUAUCUAUGAAUAUUAACAUUUUAUUCAUGUUGAUGUAGGCAUGUGUUUUAAUCUGUAAAUUUAAUGAAA